Pocillopora meandrina is the source of this 257-nucleotide messenger RNA. Lineage: Eukaryota; Metazoa; Cnidaria; Anthozoa; Scleractinia; Pocilloporidae. The record is from the annotation of a GenBank genome assembly.
AUGACAAGCCAAUUGUUGAUAAAGAGAGGCUAACUCGAAACGUUGAUAACCUGAGAUUAUCAGUCCUCUUUAAAUUAAGAAGUAAAUCAAGGUCUAAUGCUAUUUUGGACUUUGAUCAUGAUUGUUUUCGUUUUUUGUUUUAUGGUAAAGGAAGGGAGGGAAGGGAGAAGGGGUAUACUUUGUUAGAUAAGGAUGAUUUUAAAAAAUGUGAUUUACCAGAAAACUGGGAUAGGGUUAUUGAUUGUAAUGGGGAUGGG